CCCCCCCACUGAUGAUCCUGCUCUCCGGUACCGGGGACAGAGUCUCGCGCUGCGCUCGUGCAAGGAACUGGAUCCGGUUUUUUAUUUUUAUUUUUUACCGCGCUGGAUUGUAAUCCAUUAAACAAAAAUAAGGGACGAGAUGGACAGAAUACAAGAAGAACCGCGUGGGCCGUAGUUACAGACUCUAUCCCGUCACGACAUGUCACUUGUCAUGACAGAGACGUCUAUGGGCUUCUUUGAAAAUGCGUAACGAGAGAACCAGAUACGAUUUAAUCGUUGGCAAUGAACUUGACUUUCCAUUCCUCCACAUUAACAGGAGGGCAUGGCUCAAUGCACAGAUUCCUAAAAGCUUUGGAACAUAAUUCCUUUUCUGCACGAUCUCAGUAAGACAUCAGUAGAGCAGUUUGUGAGUGCACAGCGCAUUAUGCCCGUUCAGUGCUGCAUUGAUGUAAGGGAAACGCUGGAGCGGAGGACAAACCGAACCGUCGUGUGAUGUGACUCGUGUCUCUGGGAUUAGUAGCCUACCAAACAAUCUGCAGAAAUAGUCUAAUGGACAAUUACUCAACGCUUCAGUUGCAGUGUCUGGAGAUGACUACUAAGAGGAAGUUCAUCGGCCGCCUGGUGCCCUGUCGAUGCUUCCGGGGGGAGGAGGAGGUCAUCUCAGUGCUGGAUUAUUCCCACUGUAGCCUGCAGCAGGUCCCUAAGGAGAUCUUCAGCUUCGAGCGCACGCUAGAAGAGCUCUACCUUGACGCCAACCAGAUUGAGGAGCUGCCUAAGCAACUCUUCAACUGUCAAGCACUCAAGAAGCUGAGCAUGCCUGACAAUGACCUCUCCAGCCUGCCAACCACCAUCGCCAGCCUUGUGAAUCUAAAGGAGUUAGAUAUAAGUAAAAAUGGUAUUCAAGAGUUUCCAGACAACAUCAAAUGCUGUAAAUGUCUAUCAGUUGUGGAGGCCAGUGUAAAUCCUAUAGCCAAGCUCCCAGACGGCUUCACCCAGCUCCUCAACUUGACACAGCUCUUCUUAAAUGACGCCUUCCUUGAAUACCUGCCUGCCAAUUUUGGGAGAUUAUCUAAAUUACGAAUCCUGGAGCUCCGUGAGAAUCAUCUGAAAACUAUGCCAAAGUCAAUUCAUAGGCUGUCGCAACUGGAGCGGUUAGACUUGGGAAGCAAUGAAUUCUCUGAACUGCCAGAAGUGCUGGAGCAGAUCCAUAGUUUAAAAGAGCUGUGGUUGGACAACAAUUCAUUACAAACCAUACCAGGGUCUAUUGGGAAACUGAGGCAGCUGCGAUAUCUAGACUUGGCUAAGAACAGGAUUGAGAGUCUAGAUGCAGAUAUCUCCGGCUGCGAGUCCUUAGAGGAUCUGCUCCUCUCUUCCAACAUGCUGCAACAGUUACCUGAGACAAUAGGAAAGUUGAAAAAGCUGACGACAUUAAAAGUUGAUGACAACCAGCUCACCUCCCUGCCUAACACCAUUGGAAGUUUAUCACUUUUAGAGGAGUUUGACUGUAGCUGUAAUGAACUGGAAUCCCUGCCUCCCACCAUUGGCUACCUGCACAGUCUUCGGACAUUUGCGGCUGAUGAGAACUUCCUGACUGAGCUGCCCAGGGAGAUUGGAAACUGCAGGAAUGUUACGGUCAUGUCCUUGCGCUCCAAUAAAAUAGAGUUUCUGCCUGAUGAAAUUGGACAGAUGACAAAGCUACGUGUUCUCAAUCUAAGUGACAAUAGGUUAAAGAAUCUUCCCUUCACUUUCACUAAAUUGAAGGAUCUUGCUGCACUCUGGUUAUCUGACAAUCAGUCCAAGGCCCUUAUCCCCCUUCAAACAGAGGCUCACCCUGAGACCAAACAGAGAGUUCUUACCAACUACAUGUUUCCUCAGCAGCCCCGGCACGAUGAGGAUUACCAGUCUGACAGUGACAGCUUUAAUCCCACUCUUUGGGAGGAACAGAGACAGCAGAGGAUGACAGUGGCAUUUGAGUUUGAGGACAAGAAAGAAGAAGAGGACAACUCAGGAAAAGUGAAGGUUGAGAUUAAUCUGAAGCGCUAUCCAACCCCUUACCCAGAAGACCUAAAGAAUAUGGUGAAGUCAGUGCAGAACCUGGUGGGUAAAACCACUCACCCCCUCAACACUGAAAAAUGUUCUUCUGGGACCAAUAUGGAGCUCCACAGCCAAGACAAGUAUGAGCCCAAGUGGCCCAUUGCUCCUAAGGAGGUGACAGAACGAGAGGUCAAAGACUUUUCGAAACUACCAAUGUCCGAACAAGGUGUCAUCCUCAACUCAGCCAUUGACAUCCCAAAACGCAAAGACAAAGAGGAUCUGACCGAGAGCUCAGAAGACUCCAUGGGAGGCUCCCCUAAUGAUAUCCGAAUUUCUGACAUGCGGCCAACUUUGGUAGAGCCAGCAAUGUACAAACCAAAAGUUGUGUUACUGGGCAAGGAAAAAAAAGAGUCCACCGAUGAGUCUGAGCCAGACAAAAUGCAUUGUUUGAACAACAGCGGAUCAUCUGCCACUUAUUCAGACUACUCACCCUCCCAGGGAUCAUCUGGCUCCUCCAACCCACCUGGAAAUGUCAGUAAUCUGCAAACAUCUGGGAAAGAGGGGCCACCACAGACUCACUGGACCAACAGGCUGGCUCAGUCUUUUCCAAAGCCUAUUGAAAGUAAGCCCCUUCUGAGCCAGAGGGAAACACCUCCUUCCAGCACGCUGCAGCAACGAGGUGAGAGGCGGCCACUGAGCGACACCUUCGACAGCUGGAACGAUGCCCCCCACUACGAUAACACAGGUUUCGUUGCAGAGGAGACGCCUCUUGACACUCCAAACAGCAGCGCUGGAAACCCCAUGCUAGGCUCAAAGCCCCGGAGUGCCUCAAUGGCACAUGGCCGGCGGCCUCUCAUGAGACAAGAGCGCAUUGUGGGAGUUCCUCUAGAGCUUGAUCAGUCACAACUCACUUUCCACACUGUUCGCACCACUCCUGAAACUGAAGUGCCUCCUUCCUCUAACCCCUGGCAGAACUGGACGAGGACUCCCAGUCCCUUCGAGGACAGGACAGCUUUUCCUUCCAAGUUGGAAAUUACUCCAGCCAACAGCCCCAAUCCUGAUCGUAAAGACUUCGAACAGGAGAUGGGGGAACUAUCCGGCACCUUUCCCUCAAAUAGAGCCUGGGGGUUUCUGGACUCUACGGACUCAGGGAUGGGACGAGGUCAUCCCAACAUUUCUGCGCAUGUCCAGGGUGUAAAAGAACCGAACAAAUUAGGCACUAUGGUUCUUAGCAAGAGUUCUGAAAGACUUUCGCCAAUGAUGAAGGAGGUAAAAGCGAAAUUUAAGAAAUCUCAGAGCAUAGAUGAAAUCGAUAUGGGGUCGUACAGGGUUUACAGCAUACCCUUGGACAGCUACAGUUCUAGCAUAGAAAACCAGGGAAGUGUUGAUCGAGCGGACCUCCCUGUACCUCUAGAACAGAGCAUGUCCAGGAGCCAAUCUGCUCCAAUGCUGGACGAUGAUCUGGAUGGCUUUGGUUUGAAAGGCUCUCAGCAACAGAAACCUGCCAUCCCAAAGAAAGUUUACCAUUUUGACCAAAGCUUCAACCCACAAAGAGCCAUGGAUGUUAUGAAAGCGGAGAGGAGAGUUCCUCCGCCAUUCCCCAAUGCCCCUGAAUAUGUAAACCAACCUGGGAAGACAUUGGCAAAGGAACUCGUGAGCCCAAGAGGCUACCGAGGCUAUCCUCCAAUGGAACAGAUGUUUUCAUUUGCUCAGACUGCAGUCACCGAUGAUGCCAUCAAUCCACAGCUCUCGGUCCAGCCCCAGCGCUCCAGACCAGGCUUCCUGAGGCGCGCUGACUCUCUGGUAAGUUCGACCGAGAUGGCGCUGUUCCGCAGAGUAGCUGAGAACCAAGAAAUGCAGCUGGCAGAGCACUACAACAGGUCUCAACAGAGCAUGCUGGAACAACAGAACAACUUGGCUACAAUCUCUGACACCCAGUUCCACAAGAGGAAUGGUAGGUAUGACGAAGAUUACUCGUCUUAUCAAGAACCCAAAAAGCCCAUCAUGGGUUACCCCACCAAGAGUCUGACACAACGUCGCCCCCUGUCUGCACGGAGCUACAGCACAGAGACAUAUGGGGCAUCUCAGGCAAGGCCAGUGUCUGCCCGACCCACCAUGGCUGCACUGCUGGAGAAAUUGCCUUCAGAUUACAAUCUUAGUACAUGCACUGAGAAGAGCCCUGAAGCUGACAUGAAGAUGAGAUCUGUCCCUCAAAAACAAGAGGACCCGACCUCCAAAAUGCCAGUAGAUUGGAGACAGCAGCUGCUUAGACACAUUGAAUCAAAGAGGCUAGACCGGAGCGCUGUCCUUAAGCACAACACAGUAAACUUCGGCAUGCUGUACUCUGGAGGCUAUGCUGCACCGCAUGUCAGCAGAAGCAUGACAAUAAACUUUUACAAUAACACAAAGCAUGAAAACCAAACAACUCAGUGGCUACCUCUACCGAAUACACCUUCACAACAGAGCAAUAUUUUAGAUAAUGGACAAGAAGUGGUUUCCCCAAGUAGCCAGUGGGCCCCGUAUUCACUGGGACGAAGAGACGUGCCACCAGAGAACAUGAAUAUCAUCAAAAAGCCUGGUGUUCACAAUCCCCAUCAACAACAGACUAUGAUGAUAACCUCAGCCAACCAUCCCCACCGGACGGCCCGUGACCAGCAGUAUGAGGGGGCCAUCAACAAGGUGUCCAUCCAGCAGUACCAGUCACCUCUGCCCAUGCCCAUCACUACCACCAGCCCCCGGCCUCAGAGCGCCCGCUGCUUCAUCCAGACUAAAGGCCAGAAGAGUAUGGAUGGCUUUCCAGAGCAGCUCUGUGUAAGGAUCGAGAAGAACCCUGGCCUUGGUUUCAGCAUCUCAGGGGGAAUCAGUGGACAGGGGAACCCCUUCAAGCCCUCGGACAUGGGUACAGCCUGAUGGACCUGCCGCCAACGUUCUUCAACCAGGGGACAAAAUUCUGAAGGUAACACUGUUCUCCAUCACAUUGUCCCACAAGCUGUGACAAUGCAUCUUCCGCCACACUGCCAGUGGAGGGCUUUGCAUGUGGCAUUAAAUGUCCAGUGUGUGUGUAUGUUUGUGUCUCAAACAAGUGAGCAUGGACCUCUGUUGUUAUGUUUGACCAACUUUGAAAUGCGUUAUUGUUCUGAUUAAAAAAAAACAAAGAUUGUUAUAACAUUUUGUUUUGUAAGUCAGUUAAAUGACCUGCAAUAUAUUUGACAUUAUAAGAUAUCAAUUGAUGAAUUUGAUUAAUCAUAUAUUACAAAAUGAAUGUAAAUCAGUCAAACAGACCACACCACUCAAUUAACAUUUAACUUUGCGAUGCAGAUUGAAUCUGGUCUUUUUAGUGUAGUGAAAUAUAAACCUUCACCUCCAAAAAAUGACUAAUUAAAUAUUAUGAUUAUUAUUAAAAAUAUAAACUUUAUAUUAUUAUUAUUAUUAUUAACAAUUUACAGUAAGUUUUCAUUCAUUAACAUUAGUUAAACAAUACUUAAAUACUUUAUUAAUAUUAAUCAAUGUUAAUGUUAAUGUCAACAUUUACUGAUACAUGUUUAAAUAAAAAAAUUUAUAUUGGGUAACAUUAAUGCACUGUGAACUAACAUAAACAAUGAAUUACAUUUUAUUAAUUUAUAAUGAUAACAUGUAAAUAUAUUGCCCAUUGUUAGUUCAUUUUAUCUAGAUAAUGCAUUUAACAUAUUGUAAAGUGUUACCUGUUUCUUAUUAUUAUCAGUGUUAAAAACAUUUAUGUUGUUUAGAAGUUUUAUGGAAACCGGGAUACAUUUUUCUCUGAUUAAUAGAACAUUCAAAAGAAUAGCAUUUAAAACACCAUAAAUGUCUUUCCUGUGAUCAGUUUAAUGGUUCCUUAUUGAAUUAAUUAAAUAAAUCUUACUAAAUUCUAGUAAACCUUUUUAAUUGUAGUACAGGUGCAUCUCAGAAAAUUAGAAUAUCCUGGAAAAGUUCUUAUUUUUUUGUCAUUUAAUUAAAAAAAAGCUAACUUUCUUAUAUUCUAGAUUCAUUGCACACAAACUGAAAUAUUUCACAAGUUUUUUAUUUUAAUUCUGAUGGUUAUGAUUUACAGCUUAGGAAAAUAAAAAAUUCAAUAUCUCAAAUUUUUUUAUAUAUAUUUUCUCAAAGAUCAAUCAAAAAAGAUUUACAAAACAGAAAUGUUCAAGAUCUCCAAAGCAGGUUUAAUUAUGCACUCAGUACUUGGAUGGGGCUCCUUUUGCACGAAUUACCGCUUCAGUGCUGCAUGGCAUGGAGGCAAUCAGCCUGUGGCACUACUGAGGCGUUAUUGAAGCCCAGGUUGCUUUGAUAGCGGCCUUCAGCUCCUCUGUAUUGUUUGUCAGAUGUUACUUCUCAUCCUCUUCACAAUACCCCAUAGAUUCUCUGUGAGGUUCGGGUCAGGUGAGUUGGCUGGCUAAUCAAGCACAGUAAUACCAUGGUCAGCAAACCACUUGGUAGUGGUUUUGGCACUGUGUGGACAGGUGCUAAAGUCCUGCUGGAAAAGGAAAUCAGGAUCUCCAUAAAGCUUGUUAACAGAUGGAAGCAUAAAGUGCUCCAAAAUCUCCUGGUAGAUGGCUGCAUUGACUUUGGAUUUGAUAAAACACAAUGGAGCAACACAAGUAGAUGUCACGGCACCCAAAUCAUCACUGACUUCAGAAACUUCACACUGAACUUCAAACAGCUUGGAUUCUGUGCCUCUCCAGUCUUCCUCCAGACUCCAGAACUUGAUUUACAAAUGAAAUGCUAAAUUUACUUUCAUCUGAAAAGAGGACUUUGUACCACUGAGCAACAGUCCAGUUCUUUUUCUCCUUACCCCAGGUGAAAUGGUUCUGACCUUUUUUUCUGGUUCAAGAGUGGCUUGGUUCUUGGAAUGUGAAAGCUGUAGCCUUUUUCCUGAAGAUGUCUGAGUGUGGUGACUCUUGAAAUCCUCCCAUGUUCUUGAAUCAUCUUUUCCUGACAAUCUUCCCAAGGCUGUGGUCAUCCCUGUUGCUUGUGCACCCUUUCCUACCAGACUUUUUCCUUCCAGUCAACUUUCUAUGAAUAUAUUUUGAUACAGCACUCUGUGAACAGCCAGCCAUUUCUGCAAUGACCUUCUGUGGCUUACCCUCCUUGUGGAGGGUGUUGAUGAUUGUCUUCUGGACAACUGUCAAGUCAUUAGACUUUCCCGUAAUUGUGGUUGCAUGUUCUAAACUAGCUGAAGAGGUACCCAGUAUUUAUACUCAAAAUUAAUCAAACUAAGCUUUAAGUCGUAACAUAAGAAUUAAAACAAAAAACUCUUGAAAUAUUUCAGUUUGUGUGCAAUGAAUCUAGAAUAUAAGAAGAAUAUAAUUUGCGUUUUUGAAUUAAAUUAGAAAAAAUAAAGAACUUUUCCAUAAUAUUCCAUUUUUUUAGAUGCACCUGUUUGUAUAAAUAGAGUAUAUACAAAUUUAUAAUAUAUAUAUAUAUAUAUUUUCUUGUAGAACAUUUCCAACAAAAAAAUAAAUAAAUGAAAGCACAUACAAGCCUAAACAACAUGGGAAGUUAUUGGGUUGUCUCUGGUUUUGUUUGUUGCUGUCAGUGUACGGCACUAGAAUGGCCUGCAGAAAGCAGCUCCUUCUCUUUCCACAGAUCCAGAGUUAAAGACCAGCUUCUUUCCACCUUCUCUCCUUUUACAGCAUGAUCUCCCGUGUGCAUCUCUCUCUUUUCUCUCCCUCACAGUGUAUAUCUCUUUAUCCUCUAUGAGCUAGGCCUGCUCCCAGCCCUACUGUACUGCUGUGCCCGUUCCUGCUACCCUCCCUCCCUCCCCUCUCUCAGUUCAUUUUGUUUACCUUGUGCUUCAUUCUUGC
Carassius gibelio (silver crucian carp) is the source of this 7853-nucleotide messenger RNA. RefSeq names its product leucine rich repeat containing 7 (gene lrrc7). Gene Ontology annotation, biological process: neurotransmitter receptor transport postsynaptic membrane to endosome; neurotransmitter receptor transport, endosome to postsynaptic membrane. The transcript is spliced from 25 exons. The record is from RefSeq and is a predicted model, not a curated record. Lineage: Eukaryota; Metazoa; Chordata; Actinopteri; Cypriniformes; Cyprinidae. Gene Ontology annotation, molecular function: protein binding. The coding region runs from base 550 to 4944 and encodes 1464 amino acids. Gene Ontology annotation, cellular component: adherens junction; postsynaptic membrane; postsynaptic density.